Molecule: messenger RNA, 1856 nt
Organism: Cryphonectria parasitica EP155
Lineage: Eukaryota; Fungi; Ascomycota; Sordariomycetes; Diaporthales; Cryphonectriaceae
Exons: 2
Coding region: 94-1605 (503 amino acids)
Biological process (GO): mRNA splicing, via spliceosome
Cellular component (GO): nucleus; spliceosomal complex
Molecular function (GO): RNA binding; zinc ion binding
Source: RefSeq, a predicted model, not a curated record
AAACAGCCUCUCAGCCGCCUUCCACCAAGGUUUCAUCAACCCCAGGACCCCAUAGAAAGAUCAUAUGAGCAUUGAUCAUCUUCAGAGUUCAAGAUGCUUCUUGAAGACCAACGGUUCAUCUCCGAGGACCUCGAGCGUCUCGAGCAGGGCAUCGCUGAUCGUAUGGACGAUGAACCCAAGCAGAUUCGAGACCGCCUGAACCGAGACCAUGAGGUAUCGCAGCUCCUCGACCAGAUACAGAAGCAGUCUACCGAGCUGUUGUCUUUGUAUCGUGAUGCUAAUGGCCUCCGGUCAAAAGAGGUCCUUCAGAUUGGUAGCGGCGACCCCUUCGAGGAAUUUUACAAGCAGGUGAACGAGGUUAGGGAGCACCACGCCCGUUACCCUAAUGAACAGGCGGAAAAUUCGGAGACCAGGUACCGUCCGCGCAAGGGAGGCGAUGGCGAGCCUGUACCCUACCUCGUAGACGCCAUGUUCUCCGGCGAGGAGGCGUUCGGGAGACACUUUGACCUACACGCGUGCCACGAAUCUUACAUCAACCUGCCAAACGUCAAGCGUCUUGCCUACCUGCAGUAUCUCCAGAUCUUCGACAACUUUGCACCGGGAUACGGUGGCGCGAAGAGGGCAGACAAGUUGACGGAUCAAUAUUUCAAAUACGUGGGCGAUGUAGCGGAAUAUCUGGAAUCGUUCAUGCGGCGGACACGACCCCUUGAGAAUGUGGACAAAGUUCUGGCAUCAUUUGACCAGGAGUUUGAGGAGGCCUGGGAGCAGGAUCAGGUCGAGGGCUGGCAGAGCGAAACAGCCCCAGCCGGAGCUGAGACUGGAUCAAAGAACCUGAGCAGCCCCGAUGCUGUCUGGUGCGAUGCCUGUGAGAAGGAGUUCAAGAACGAAAACGUCUAUAAGGGUCACCUCAACGGCCGAAAACACACCAAGGCGGCAGAAGCUCUUGCACAGAGGCAGCAGAGUGGUACAGGUGAUGCAGGCGCCGGUGGAAACUCCUCUGCCCGGCGAUUGAAAGAACGCGCCGUUGCAGAACGAGAGCACAGGGUGAAGCGUCUCGCCAGCGCGAUGAGCACAGAGAGGGACGACACCCGAGUCAAUGUAGAGCGGCGGCAGGGCAUGACAGAGAGGGAGAGGCAACAGGAGCUUGAGAACCUGCUCAGCAUGUCGGAGCAGCCUCCACAGGUCCACGAGAUGAGGGAGAUCGAAGGAGACGACGGGGAGGAGAAGAUCUACAACCCCUUGAAACUUCCACUGGCCUGGGACGGCAAGCCUAUUCCGUUCUGGUUGUACCGUCUCCACGGUCUGGGCGUCGAAUUCCCCUGCGAGAUCUGUGGCAACUUCGUCUACAUGGGUCGUCGUGCGUUCGAGAAGCACUUCAACGAUGCUAGGCAUAUAUACGGAUUGAAACGGCUCGGUAUCAAUGAUACCCACUUGUUCCGAGAUAUCACGGGCAUUAACGAGGCGCUGAAGCUCUGGGACAAGAGGACACGGGACAAGAAGAGGGACAAGAUCGACGAGGGCAGCAUCGUUCAGAUGGAAGAUGCGGAGGGCAACGUCAUGCCUGAGAAGGUCUACUACGAUCUCCAGAAACAGGGUCUGCUUUGAAGGCUGUGUACGAUCGGGAAAACAUUUUCUUACCUGUAUCAUAUGGAUUAUGAAUUUUGGCUUACUUGCUGAGUAGGCUGGUCAUUUUUCAGAGCCCUAAUUCUGUUAAUAUCAGCAAGAUAUCCAGAUGGCUAUCUAUGGCUCCAAGUCAGCGAGCCUCAGCAAGGGGUGACUCGAAGAAGCACCUGGUUUAACAUACUCUCCAACAUAAGUUGUCAGAACAAACAUUGAUAAUCGAGUUGCCAACCUUU